Cynara cardunculus var. scolymus (artichoke) is the source of this 803-nucleotide messenger RNA. RefSeq lists its product as uncharacterized. NCBI's taxonomy places the organism in Eukaryota, Viridiplantae, Streptophyta, Magnoliopsida, Asterales, Asteraceae. The record is from RefSeq and is a predicted model, not a curated record. The transcript has a single exon. Bases 301 to 735 code for a protein of 144 amino acids.
CUUCUUCCAAUACACCCCCAUUCCUCCCCUCUUUCUUACUCCGUCUUCUUCGCAUCGAUUCUUCCAAUUUCCAUCUCCAUUCCCAAUUUCAGAUCAGAUUCCAAAAUCGAAAUCCAGGGUUUAUCAUCUUCUUCUAUAAACCUUGUAAAUAUUUCAACAAUUAGGUCCUGAUUUCUCCAAUCGCCAUGGAUUCUAUCUCCGCCUUCAUCUUCCAUCAACACCGUUCUAUACGACAUUGAGAAACCCACCGAUUUCUGCUUCAAUUCGAAGAUCUAGAAUCUGGGUUUUUGUUUUCAGCUCAUGGAAUCAUCUGGGUUCUUCGUAAUUUGUCUUCUCCAUUCGUCGAUUGCUAUUUCGUGUGGUGGUUUGAUCAUGUUUUACCUCAACGAGAUAUCGGUGUUCGGCCAUGGAAUCGAGACUGCACGAAAACUAUCGGGAUCGACGCCACACGACCAGUUGUUGAUACAAACGUCUCAUUCAUUCGUGGGAUUGCUUCUUUGUGGCAUUGGAUUCAUAUACUUCAUGGUUGCGUUUGUUAAAGAUCGAGAGUUUCAGGGGUUUUUUGCAAAAGGGUGUGUGAUUCUUCAUUUGUCAAUGGCUUUAUGGAGAAUUUACUUCGAGAGAAGACUCGAGGAUUUGGCCGGCGAUUGGCCAAAGCAACUCGUCGGCGAUACCCUUCUGGCGACAUCGUGGGUGUUCUUUUUGGUGUAUUCUUGGAGAGAAAAGUACGAUUAAAGUUAUUGAUUAAUUUGUAUUUGAUAACAAAUUUUGUGUUACAAACAUAAAUCCAUUGAAAUUUGAUU